Messenger RNA from Scylla paramamosain (green mud crab), 636 nucleotides. RefSeq lists its product as uncharacterized. Bases 19 to 621 code for a protein of 200 amino acids. The transcript has 5 exons. Gene Ontology annotation, biological process: dense core granule exocytosis; synaptic vesicle exocytosis. The record is from RefSeq and is a predicted model, not a curated record. NCBI's taxonomy places the organism in Eukaryota, Metazoa, Arthropoda, Malacostraca, Decapoda, Portunidae.
GUUUUUGUGUGUUUGUUUAUGUGUUUGUCGUGGAGGAGUGAUCUGUGCCUGUCCAUGUGGCUGUAUGACGAACCAGGCUGUUGCCACGGUGACGGUGGUGGUGGGCAUGACACAGAUGCGGGAGGUGGAGUUUGUGCCCGAUGGAGACAUGCAGCUGGACAAAUUGUGUUGGUCAUUGGUCAGACUGGAGUUUACAUGUGUACCUCCUUCACCAUCAUUGGUGGACACUUCACCAUGAGUCAUCAGUAUCACACCAAAAUUGAUGACCUCAUUGAAAGAACCAGCACAUCCAUGACUCAAGGAAUGACAGACAAGCUGCUGUCAGUACUUGAAUCAGUUAUAUCCAAGCUGGGCAGAUACGACGAAGGCAGCUUCAUUGGGUCAAUACUGUCCUUUACGUAUCGUCAGAAUGUAAGUGGAUCAGGAAAGGAGUUGGGAAAGGCAUACAUCAACUUUGCCAGGAACUCUAUGGACCAGAUCAGACAAAAAGUUAAUGAUGAGCUCUGGAUUCUCAACCUGUUUGAGGUGCAAAUUAGUUGUAUUUGGGACCUGAGGUUACUAUAUGUCAAGGGCCUUUUUAAUACUGUACAUCUCAUCUCUCCAAACAACAUUUUCAACUAGAUAAACUUUAAAACU